AUGUUAAAGUCAUUAAAGAUAUUUAAAUCGAGAAAGGAUAACAUUUGUGCGAAACCUGGUUGUAAUAAUCAAGUUAAGAGGGAAAAGAAUGGAACUGUACUAAAUUAUUGUAGUACAAGCUGUCAAAUGAACAAUUAUGCUCCCGGUUCAGAAUAUGAAGAAGAAUCUUGGGAACCACCAACUUAUACUCCUGAAGCCAAUACUUCAAAUCAAUGGGGAGUUUGGACUCCUGAUAAUAGUAGACCUCCUCCAUAUGCUUUCGAAGAUGAUGAUAUUUUUGCCACUAAUGAUAGAAUUCAAGUUACACCCCUUUGGGAACCUGAUGAUGCCCCCCCUUCACCUUUGUCGGUGUCUCGUCCUAAUCCAACUGAUGAUUUUCCAAUUUGGUUGGGAGCUUCGGUUGACCCACUAUGGGUUCCUCCUUCAAGUGAUAACAAUCAUUCAAGAUAUUCGUCAUCUAAUCUUACUCCUCGAUCAACCACUCCUUCCGAUGAUGAAGAGAUUCAAUGUCCCGCGUGUACUUUUUUUAUCCGUCCAAAUAAGACCGUUUGUGAAAUGUGUGGUACAACCAUAACUAGGCUUGAACCAAAGAAAAGUCAUUAUAAAUCAAAAUCUACAAUUACAAGUUUUCGUGAUUUAUACGAAGAGGAUGAGAAUGAAGAACCCUUAAAUCCAUUCGCGGAUCCUAUACCUCCUUUACCAAGGCGAAAUAAUAAUCAUUCUUCCUCUUCAAAUAAGAAUGAUAGAUCAAAUAAUUCUAACAAAACGAAUAACUAUGAAAGAUCAAAUUAUUAUGAUUAUUCGGAUUAUGAUUUCUUUAAUCCACGUCCGUCACCUCCAAAUGACGAACUUUGGAUUGAUGAUUAUGAGCCCACAUCAAAUCGUAGAUCAAGACCACCUCCAGAGCCUAUACAACAUAAUUACAGAAACACGAGGGAAUAUUCAAGACGUAAUGUGCAGAAUCCGCAAAAACCGCCUACACCUCCUCCAAACGAUAAUGAGAUUACAUGUUCAGCGUGUAACUUUAAUAAUCAUCCUUCCAUGACUCAUUGUGAAAUUUGUUACUCACAAUUAAUCAAGUCACCACCGCCGGAACAAAAAAAUAGAACAACAGCGGGAGGGAGGUUUAAUCAACUAGAAACACGGGCAAAAAAAGCAUGCUCGGCCUGUUCUUAUUAUAAUGAUGCUGAUAGUGUCCAAUGUGAAAUGUGUUAUUCUCCUAUCGCUGGGGUUGCUCGUAAAACCACUUUCAACCUACCUUCGUUAUUUAAACAUGAUGUUAAUAUGACGCAAUGUCCAACUUGUACAUUCAUGAAUCAUCCUUCGAUGCCACAAUGUGAAAUGUGCCGAAACGAAUUACCGGGAUCAAAUGCUGCACUACAACAAUUGCAAUUUCAACAAUAUCUUGAUAAUUUACCUGGACCCGCAACCAAAAUAUUUAACCUGCCAUUGGACGACCAUGAUUAUAUGGCUACACAGCAAGUAUCAUUGUCAAAAAAACUAUACGCACAAUUCUUCAAAGUUGGACUUCCAAACGCGCGUAUUUUAGCAAUUUUUAGAGUGAUUAUGCCAGCGAGAUUAAUUCAAGCACAUGAAACAUACAAGAAACAAAUUUCUGGUAAUCAGCCAGCAAAUAACGUCACUCAUCGAAUGUUUCAUGGAACUCAAGUUGUUUGUGACGCGACUCGACUUUAUGGAAAUGCCGAAUGGAAAUUUUGUGCUGCGGUUAAUUGUGGAUUAUGCGGUAUUGCUCAAAAUGGAAAUAGUUGCGCAAAAUCGAAACACGGUGGAAGAAUGUGGUUUGCGAACACUUCACAAACUUCUUUGGGAUAUUGUAGAACAGAUCCAAUCAAAGCCAUGUUUGUUCUUGAUCUCAUAUCAGCAACUGGAGCAGCUAAUGGAAUUAUUAUUGUCGAUAAAGAAGCGCAUAGAGAGAUACCAUCGCAGAGAAUCUUGAGCGAGUUAAAUGACAAUUUACAAAUUGUAUCUUAUUGGAGAUACGCGUUGGGGAUCCAAAAAUUCAUCCGUCAGGCAAUUUAA
Molecule: messenger RNA, 2040 nt
Organism: Funneliformis caledonium
Lineage: Eukaryota; Fungi; Glomeromycota; Glomeromycetes; Glomerales; Glomeraceae
Source: the annotation of a GenBank genome assembly